Adineta ricciae is the source of this 879-nucleotide messenger RNA. NCBI's taxonomy places the organism in Eukaryota, Metazoa, Rotifera, Eurotatoria, Adinetida, Adinetidae. The record is from the annotation of a GenBank genome assembly.
AUGAAUGAAGGAUUUUAUCAAAAUAAAUCAACCUUAUUUCUGCAUCGGGUAUUUGGGUACCGAGGAAUAAUUCUGUUCUCUUGGUUGGCCAGAGUUUUCGAUCGUUACGAUGGUCGAUCCAAAGUACCAUCAUCACAAUUGGAUGUUCAUGAAAUACGGACUCAACCAACGAUGUAUUAUCAAGUUUUAAUCGACUCGCGUGAUAUGCCAUUCAUACGAGCUCAAACAGAAGCUGUGACAUUUUUAGGUAAUCAGGAGCAAGAUCGAAAUCUCUAUGCUAUCCAGGGUCUCGAUUAUGUGGCACAUGAGGAUCUGAUUCCUUAUACAAGUACAGAACGAACACCAAUUGAACACGAAUUAUUUCAUAAGUUUCUUAUUUAUGACUCAGAAGCCACUCCAAAUUUUCUUCCUCGAGAACAUUUGAAGUCAUGGCAAGAACGACAUCAUCAUUGGUUAGAACUAUCUGAUGUAUCCAAGGACGUCACGCAUCAAAUUCGAGUUACUGUCAUUCCAUUCUACAUCGGUGCUCGUACAGUGCAAGGGAGUAAAGUGCAUUGGUGGCGAUAUUCCAUUCGAAUUGAAAAUUUAAAUCCAGAUGAAGUUGUUACACUACGUGAACGUCAUUGGCGAAUAUUCAGUUUAUCAGGAACAUUGGAAACCGUACGUGGUAAAGGUGUCGUUGGAGAAGAACCGAGAUUGUCAAGAGAAUAUCCUGCAUUUCAAUAUUCAUCACAUGUUUCUCUAUCAGCGAGGAGUGGCCAUAUGUGGGGAACUUUCAAAAUGGAAAGAGAUGAUGGUACGUUUAUCGAAGUUCGAAUCCCACCUUUUAAUUUAGAAUGUAAAAGUGAUUCAAUGUUCGGUGAAAAAUCAUCAUUAUAA